Scedosporium apiospermum is the source of this 2424-nucleotide messenger RNA. RefSeq lists its product as uncharacterized. The coding region runs from base 1 to 2424 and encodes 807 amino acids. The record is from RefSeq and is a predicted model, not a curated record. Lineage: Eukaryota; Fungi; Ascomycota; Sordariomycetes; Microascales; Microascaceae. The transcript has 3 exons.
AUGGCGGAAGUAACCGUUGGUCAGGUGGCGGGUAUCAUCGCCUUCAUCUUUGUCGCUAUUCAGCUCAUUGCUCCUCUCGUUUUGGGACUUCUUCUCGCGGGCUAUCUUCGUGACUCUGAGACCGCAAGCACAUGGACUAAAGUAAACCAGAGGCUGGUCACGACGUUGUGGCCCGCUCUCCUUCGGUACGAUGUCUCCGGCGGAUCCCGCAACCUUCGCUUCAUUAUCAAAAUCCUUUCUGCUUGUUUCCCCAUCAUCGCGAUUCUUCUUGCUGUUGCAGGAAUAGUCACGCCCCUUGGGCUGGGAGAGGAGCUUAACAUCCUGUCGUCCACACCGGGUCGCUUUGAAUAUCUAAGGGAUAUCAGCCCCUACGGCCAUGCGACUUCGGAAAGAGGAAAGGCUCGGUUGACGCGAGUCUGCACCCAGGGCUUUGGUUUUAUGUCCGGCCCGAUCGGCUGUCCUUACGUUGGCGAUGUCGUAACUGUUGACCGGGACAACGGUUCGGUCACGUACCACUUCCCUGACGAGGGGAUGUCUCCGUUCAUUCCCGACAUCCUCAGGGAGAUUUUCUCAAGCGGAACCAAGGGAAAGCGUACAACGAUCUCUAACUACUUCGAUAUUGAAUGGCGACAACUCUCCACCACCUCCAAUAAGAUCGUCAAUAACAACAAGACUUUCGAUGCAGGCCUAUAUCGCCAGUUGGACUCGUUCAUCCUUGACAACGAGUACAAAGUCAUAGAGGGACUCGUGGUUGAUGCGAAAGACGGCGGCAUUGGCUUCCGGAACCAUUCCAUUCCGGUCGGUCUUAGUCGAGGUGCCACCUGGCAGGAGGAUAUCUUGUUCAUCGAGCCGGAGGCUGCCUGUGUGAAUACUAACUUGACCUUCGACUUUACCAUCGACCGCGGGUCCACCUCCUCCUCGGGCAUUAGCAACCUUCGCCUAGUCGACCGCGGAGGCUUCGUCAAUCUCAACACCACGUAUCCCCAGUACGACCAUGACAACGCGCAGAGCAAUCCCGAUCUCGUUGCCCGGGCCUAUAAGGCUGCGUACCUCAACAACGCCCAAACUAUGCUUGUCCUUAAUGUUACCAACCAAAAUGACGAGAAGAAGGGGUUGAAGGCCUUCGCCUACAUGAACUCACAGCUCGGCAAGGAAUUCGAAAUGCCCACUAGUACCCUCGACGACUACAGAGCAUUGGGGAUAUCGAGCGAGUUCGGCCAAUACCUUCACUUAGAGUUUGCAAACUUGUCGUUCUCAAGCAUCCCUGAUUAUCCGAAUCCCUAUAAUAUCACAAAGGACGAGUUCGAUUCAAUCACGACAAUUUGCUCCGGCUCCGGCAGCCUCGAUAUUGCAAACAUCACCAAUAUAUACACCGGCUGCGGCCUGCUACGCGGUGCCCCGAGCCGAACCGACGGCGGUUCUCCAUCUCUGCUCGAGCACGGGUCAAAAUGGUCUAGUCCAAUGCACGCGUGCGCCGCCACCGUCCGAGCCAUCGUUAAGACCGUCACGUUCACGUAUAACGGAACGGAUAACAACGGACUCGCUAGCCUGAGGGUCGAUAAGAUUGAGCCGAAGAAGUACGACGACGAAAAGGACAUUCCGCUCUGGGGCUUCGAAGAGUCCGGCCUGAACGUCGACGGCAUCCAACCCAUUUGGGGUCUGAUAAGCGACGACUAUGCCUCGCACGCGAAUGUGUCGAGUAUUCGCCAGCCCUAUUUCCAUCUUCCGGGUUACCAGGGCGGGUUUGCACCUUCGCUGACGCCCGUUAUGGACCGAAAUAUCCCAGGCAGCGACUUUGCUUUCCUGGCGAUGAACCGCGUCUUUGAUAUCUCCGACGUUGAGUGGCCUUUUGACCUUGUCGGCCUCGCGAGCAUGGCGAUCUUUACUCGAUGGCAGAAGCUUUCCACAAGCCAGGAUGAAGCCGCCAAAAUCCUCAACCUCAUGUGGACAGACAUCUCGGCCUCUGCCGUCGUCGGCACCAGAGGUGUCCUGGGCCCGCUGAACAACGGCGAUGAAGCCGAGGCAGCCAAGGUUUAUGUCCGCCCCAUCGGCCACAGGGUCACGUACAACUUCGUUUACGGCAUCCCGGCCUUUAUCCUCGCUCUCUUCCUCCUCACCCUCGGGGCCUUCUGGCUCGUGUCGCUGUGUCUCGGCAAGGCGAGCCUGGAAAAGCUUCGCCGUCGGCUUCGACAGGUGUCUCCGGGCAGGAUCUACACGACUUUCCUAUACCCGGAGACGAGUACUCUCAUCAUGCCAAGCAAGGAUUGGCAAGUUUCCAAUGGAGGCAAACUUGUGGUCGUCAGUGCCAAUGCGAGCGGUGCUGGUCGACCUUUCGCCGCCGCGACGGGCUAUGCUGCUCAAGUGCCGCUCAUGCAGCCAGGAAUUCCUAUGAGUCCGUACGGCGAGCAAAAGCCGCCACUCUAA